AUGGAAACCGCUGUUAUCUCCGCUUCGCAGAGCGUCAAGCUGCGAACGUCGGCCGAUUGGAUCGAUUGGAUACGUGCUAUCCGCGAUGUCGCCGAAACCGAUCGUGUAUGGAAGUUUAUCGACCCCGAUACCCCUGAGAGUAUUCUUCCCGAACCGAGAGAGUGCCCUGAACCUCCGUCUCCCGAUGCGAAUGCAACCGCGAUCGAUCUGUAUAAGAUAAAUUAUCAGCGAUGGGAUCGAGAGGAGAGAGGACUAGCCAAUAUCAAGAGAGUGAUUAUGGCGACCAUUGAACCUGCAGUGAGGGAUCAGCUGUAUGAUAAACCUACUGUGCAUGGACGUCUAGUGACAUUGAGAGACCGAUAUUCCGAUUCUGGAAACCUCAAUGAGGAAUAUCGCCAGGACUAUAUGUACAAUGCAGUGUAUCCUCCACGGAAGGGAGAGGACGUAAAGGCAUUCGUACGUCGCUGGGAGAAGAUGAGGGAUCGGAUGAUCGCUAUUGGUGAGACCCAAAUGCAGUUUAAUAAGGACUUCCUGUUAGCAGUGAAGCAUCUGGCACCAAUGUGGCACACACAACAACUUCGACCUAUCACGAUCGAGAGCACCAAGAUAGAUAAUAGUGCGUUGGUGAAUGACUUCCUGGCUCACUACCGCGAGCACUUUGGUAGCGCACCAGCACCGGCGCCACCAACCAAUCUCCGAGGUCAUUCAGCACCAAGGGCUGCAUUCUCAACCCUCCAAGGUAGCACUGAGGCUGUACCAGAUUCGCCAAGUGCAGCAAAACCGGCCAAGAAGCGAUCGUUGAAGGAUGUGCCAAUGACUGAGCGAUGGUGCCCGUGUGAGAUCGGCCAAUUGGAGUGCCGAUUCGAGAACUCAAUCAAGAAUCAACCAGAUGCUCAAGGAUCAUCCUGA
Messenger RNA from Penicillium manginii, 909 nucleotides. RefSeq lists its product as uncharacterized. NCBI's taxonomy places the organism in Eukaryota, Fungi, Ascomycota, Eurotiomycetes, Eurotiales, Aspergillaceae. The transcript has 2 exons. The record is from RefSeq and is a predicted model, not a curated record. Bases 1 to 909 code for a protein of 302 amino acids.